Molecule: messenger RNA, 480 nt
Organism: Caenorhabditis sp. 36 PRJEB53466
Lineage: Eukaryota; Metazoa; Nematoda; Chromadorea; Rhabditida; Rhabditidae
Source: the annotation of a GenBank genome assembly
AUGCGUUCCCUCGUCGUGCUCUUCGCCGUCGCCGUCGCCGUCUGCUUCGCCCAGGACAACUGUUAUAUCAAUGACAGCGGUGAGUGGCGUCGAGAUCGGACGGGCUGGCGAAUUACAAUUAGCUGCUUGUGUUGCUAUCACAUCCAAUCGCAUUAAAUGGAAUGGCGCUAGCAAGCGGUUGCCGCGCGGAAUACGCAAUCCGCGCCGAUUGAUUUAGUGUGGGAGAGGAAUGCAAAGAAUUGAAUUACAGGCUUCACCUGCUGCAACAAGGAGCUCGAGUCGGCCAUGAAGGGAGCGAUGGGCGGAGGUGACCUGCUCGGAUCGGCCGACUCGAUUCAGAAGAGCGCCGAGGGAACUCUGGGAGGAAAGUUCGAGACUGUCGUCGCUCUCGACGACUUCGCCUACAAGUCCCAUUUCAAGGAGGGAAAAUCGUGCAAGAUCGAGAAGAACGGACAGUACGCGCUCUCGUGGCAGCCAUAA